AGGCUCACAAGUGUGAGUUGAGCUGUCAGUCCAAAGAGACCGGUGAGGUGGUGGUCAUGAACCAGGUGAUGCAUGAUGGGACGCGGUGCAGCUACACAGACCCUUUCAGUGUCUGCACCCGGGGGGAAUGUCUGCAUGUGGGCUGCGACAAAGAGGUUGGCUCGUACAAACAAGAAGACAAGUGUGGAGUCUGUGGUGGGGACAACUCCCACUGUCGCACUGUCAAACUGACCCUCACCAAGAUACCAAAGAAAACAGGCAUGCUGAAGAUGUUUGAUAUUCCGAUCGGUGCCCGGCACAUCGUUAUAGAGGAGAAUGAGACUUCCUCCCACAUAAUUGCUGUAAAGAAUCAGGUCACAGGCAGCUUCAUAUUGAACGCAAAAAGUGGAGAUGCCAAGUCCAGAACCUUCAUCGAGAGCGGUUUGGAGUGGGAGUACGUCUUCGGAAGCGGCGAGAAAGAAACCCUGAAAACAAUCGGCCCCCUUCACGAGGGCAUCGUUGUUCUGGUCAUUCCACAGGAGGAGGACACUAAGAUCAGUCUGACAUAUAAGUACAUUAUCCAUGAGGACCUGCUGCCGGUCAUCACCAAUAACAACGUUCUCCUGGCCGAGCUGGAUACCUACGAGUGGGCCCUGAAGAGCUGGUCGCAGUGCUCUAAACCCUGUGGGGGAGGUAUACAGUACACCAAAUACGGAUGCAGGAGGAAGAGCGACAGUCGACUGGUGCACCGGAACCUCUGUGAAACCAGCAAGAAGCCCAAACCCAUCCGGAAGAGGUGCAACGUGAACGAGUGCAGCCAGCCAACGUGGUUGGUGGAGGAGUGGAACCCGUGCAGUAAGACAUGUGGGAAGAUUGGCUACCAGUCCAGGGUUGUUCAGUGUAUGCAGGCCCUCCACAACGGCACCAACCGGACGGUCCACACUAAGUACUGUACAGAGGACAAGCCUGAGACCAGGAAGGUCUGUAACCCCUCUGCCUGCCCUGCACAGUGGAGGACAGGGGCCUGGUCACAGUGUUCAGUAAGCUGUGGAGAGGGGAUUCGACAGAGACAGGUUGUGUGUAGAGCCACAGACAACACCAUCGGCCAUUGUGAGGGAGACAAGCCUGAAACUGUCCUCAUCUGUAAACUGAGCCCGUGUCCAGGACAGUCAUCGCUGCCCCCGUUCACCAAAGAAGCGACGGAGAAUUCAACGACAAAGACGGAGGGUGUACAUCAGAUUGUUCCUGAGAAUCCUGUCCACAAACUCUCCUUCAGUAAGUCAGCAUGGGAUGCUUCUAUUGGAUUUGUAUUGGAUUCUAGUCUAUUCUAUUCUUCUAUUGGAUUCUAGUCUAUUCUAUUCUUCUAUUGGAUUCUAGUCUAUUCUAUUCUUCUAUUGGAUUCUAGUCUCUUCUAUUCUUCUAUUGGAUUCUAGUCUAUUCUAUUCUUCUAUUGGAUUCUAGUCUAUUCUAUUCUUCUAUUGGAUUCUAGUCUAUUCUAUUCUUCUAUUGGAUUCUAGUCUAUUCUAUUCUUCCAUUGGAUUCUAGUCUAUUCUAUUCUUCUAUUGGAUUCUAUUCUUAGCGGCUUACCGUUUUAAACAUCU
Molecule: messenger RNA, 1580 nt
Organism: Oncorhynchus masou masou (cherry salmon)
Lineage: Eukaryota; Metazoa; Chordata; Actinopteri; Salmoniformes; Salmonidae
Product: A disintegrin and metalloproteinase with thrombospondin motifs 3-like
Exons: 9
Biological process (GO): extracellular matrix organization; proteolysis
Cellular component (GO): extracellular matrix
Molecular function (GO): metalloendopeptidase activity
Source: RefSeq, a predicted model, not a curated record